AUGGAUGAAGAAACUGAGUCUGCGCCAUCUGAAGUAAAUAAACCUAUAAACAAGAAUCACAACCUCAAUCCGAAGAUUUAUAAGGUUCAGGGGAAACAUAUGGUAAUUGAGAUCAUUGAAGGCCGAUUUAUGAUGAACGAAUUUGGCUGUAAUGACCUGUUGAGGAAGGUCCGAGCUAGCUAUGAUGCCUCUGACUCAAAGUGUUAUGGCGCUAUUACAUAUAGGGAUUGCAAGAUGAUUUUGUCUGACGCAGAGUUUGUGUAUAAUGUUGAUACUCGUUUUGAGUCUAUUUUGGUUCGCCUGUUCCCCGUCUCCUGCAUAAUUCUCAAGAAUUCAGUCUUGGUAGUUGUGAACGAAAACAUGAAGAUGGAUGGGUUUAUUAGAGAUUUGUGCAAAAUCACACAUUUUUAUGGCCAUUUUAACUCAGACACUGCUAAGAAUCGCACACCUACGAGUUCUGAGACCAUUCAAAACUCAAAUGAGCAGUUUCUAGCGCCAAGUGAAGAAACCCAAAACACCUUUAAUUUUAACUUACCCUUUGAAAUCUGCGUCUUAGAAUGUUGCUUUAUCACCGCUUUAUCGCAUCUAGAAUCUGUUAUAUACCUACUACAUAUAUAUAAUAUGCCUAUGAGGAUAUAUUAUAAUCUUGACGGCAUGUGGAAAAUUAGUGUAGACUUGGUGGUGUUUGAAGAAAAGAAUAAAAUAUUGGAGGAUAAGGUAUACAAUAAUAAGAAGUUCAAGGACAUUUCGAUAAUUUUGCAUGACUUGAAACACCCAGUGUCAAAUAUGAAUGAAAUGUCAAGAGGAUUUGAGGAACUAAUCAAUGAAAUUCUAAGCUGCGAUGAAAACAUCAAAGUCUUAGAAUUCAGUAAUCAUAUUCUACAUUACGGUUCUGAAACCAUGCGUAACAAUCUGACGUAUCGACCUGUGAACCAUGAUCUGCAAUUUCUACUGGAGUAUUUUGACCAAGAAAUAGAAAUGUUGGGUAAAAGAGCUAGGACACUAGAAAAUUCGUUGGUCCAUAUAGAACGUUAUAUAAACCUGGAACUGGCAAUUACAAGGAACGAAAUGAUGCGUUUGGACGUGAUGUGUAGCAUUUUGGGAGUCUCAUUUGGAGUUGGAGCCUGCCUUUCAGGACUUUUUGGAAUGAAUGUAAUCAACGGACUGGAACAAAGUCGAUACGCCUUCACUUCCAUCACACUGGCAUUCCUAUCAGUACUAUUCGUUGCAAUCUAUGUAACUAGAGUGUUACAAGUUAAACAUAGGGUUUAA
Molecule: messenger RNA, 1272 nt
Organism: Theileria annulata
Lineage: Eukaryota; Apicomplexa; Aconoidasida; Piroplasmida; Theileriidae
Exons: 5
Coding region: 1-1272 (423 amino acids)
Biological process (GO): magnesium ion transport
Molecular function (GO): magnesium ion transmembrane transporter activity
Source: RefSeq, a predicted model, not a curated record